Molecule: messenger RNA, 4395 nt
Organism: Anneissia japonica
Lineage: Eukaryota; Metazoa; Echinodermata; Crinoidea; Comatulida; Comatulidae
Product: vacuolar protein sorting-associated protein 33B-like
Exons: 22
Coding region: 43-1878 (611 amino acids)
Biological process (GO): vesicle-mediated transport; intracellular protein transport
Cellular component (GO): lysosome; CORVET complex
Source: RefSeq, a predicted model, not a curated record
CCUGUUGAAGCCUUCAAAAACCAAAAUAAGUCUCUCCCCAACAUGGCUUCGCUAGGCGAGGGUUUUCCUGAUUUUAAUGAAUUAAAGGUUCUGGCAAAAGAUGAACUAAUUCGUACCCUUGAGUCAAUGCCUGGAAGUAAGGAUCUGGUAAUCGAACCAAAGCUUAUGAAGAUUUUGGAUCGAAUUGCUGGUGCACAGCUUUUAAGGAAUCAUGGCGCCAGCAAGAUCUUCAAAUUGGAACUGGCACCAAUAAGAGCUGAAUGUGAACAGAGGAUGUACCUAUGUCGGCCAACAGCAGAGAACAUGAAGCAAAUAGCAGGUCAGAUUUUAUCUGAUAAACAAAGUGAUAAGAAAAUAUCCUACUGUGUGGUACUCAUCCCAAAAAAGAUGCACAUAUGUGAGUUAAUCAUGGAACAAGAAGGUGUAUAUGGAGAUGUUAUAUUUGAGGAAUUGAAACUUGGGCUCAUUCCGUUGGACACUGAUAUUGUAUCAUUAGAACUACCAGAGUUUUUCAAAUCCUUUUAUCUGCAUGGUGAUCAAAGCUGGAUUGGUGCAAUUGUGAACUCGUUGAUAAACCUUCAAGUUUUAUUCUGCAAGAUCCCUAAUAUUUAUGGCCAAGGGCGGUGUGCUAAAAUGGUGUUGGAAAUGACUAAAACCAUAGAAAAUUUACAAGGCGGAGUUCUUGGCACUCCUGAUCACCAGAUUGGACAUCUGUUUUUGAUUGACAGGGAAAUAGAUUUGGUGACACCCCUUUGCACACAGACAACUUACGAAGGUCUUGUAGAUGAAACAUUUGGAAUUAAUUGUGGCUAUUGUGAGUUUGGACCUGAAGUGACUGGAACAGAUAAAAGCGUUAAGCUUUUAUUGAACUGUGAAGAUGAGGUGUUUGAUGAAAUAAGGAAUCGUCAUAUAACAAAUGUCUUCACAUUCCUUAAAAGCAAGGCACAGUCAGUCCAAACUGGAUACUCAAAAGGUAAAAACAUAACACAGAUUGGACAGAUGAAAGAUUUUGUACAAAAUGAACUUAAGGACUUGAAGCAACAAUUUAAAUCUUUGACAAUUCAUAUUGGGGCAUGUGAGAAGAUCUUAAACCAGACAACUACAGAACCAGAUUUUAGGGACCAUCUCCAAACUGAACAUGCAAUUGUAGAGGGUAGCGGCUACAGAGAUAAUUUUAACUUCAUUGAGGAGAAACUUGACAGGCAGGAAGAAAAGACUUCAGCAACCAAGACUUUAAGACUGAUGUGCUUACUGUCAUUGGCAUCAAAUGGUCUUCCCAGUAAAGACUUCAAAACUCUGCAGUCUCAUUUCCUUCAAAGUUAUGGCUAUGAACACUUGUUAACGCUAUCAAAUCUGAAGAGGUGCGGACUGUUCACGGAACAGCAAGGAACAGAUGUGACAAAGCUCUCCAUGUCGGAUGUGCAAAAGUUGGCUGAUAAAGCAUUAAAGAAAACCGCAUUCAGAGCUAUUUGUAAAAAAUGGAAUUUAGUUCCUAAAGACAGUGUGCAACUCCAAAAUCCAAACGACAUGUCAUAUGUGUUUAGUGGUGCGUACACGCCACUCUCUUGCAAGCUUAUAGAACAGACUUUAAUGAAAGGUCCCUCUAAUACACUAGAAGAAGUAGUUAAAUUGUUGCCUGGAGAAAACAUUAGCUUUACAAGAUCCAUGUCUGCAAAAGGUCAAAGGUCAGGUUCUGCAAAAAUUCCCAACAAGGUUGUAUUAGUUUACUUCUUAGGUGGAUGCACCUUUUCUGAAAUAGCUGCUCUUCGUCUUCUUGGUGCAAUGAAAGGCUACAAGUUUCUGUUUGCAACUACAUCUAUUAUGAAUGGUACAUCGUUAAUGGAAUCCAUGACAGAUAAUGGGAAAGGAAGAGCAUAAGUCCACCAAGUGCAGUAUUAAGGUCCUGAAGAUCGAUAUCUGGAUAAAGUGCACUCUCAACCAUGAUUUUCAGAAAUUUCUACAUCUUGAUGAGGAUAAUUUCAGCAUAGGCAUUCUGUGAGGUUCUGUUCUGAAAUCAUUGCUGAAAAAUUAUUUUUUCUGUAUCAAAAUAAUGGAGUAGUUCAACACUUUGAUUGAUUCAUACCAAAAAUAUUUUAAAAUAAAUCCCAGUUCUUGGUAACCUGAGAUCAAAGAUGAGUAUUUUAUGAGGUAUGCCAUGGUAGUAAAGAAAGAUAUGUUCACAUUUUUUUACAUUCAGAUAGCACAAUGUGAAUAAAAAGGGAUUUUAUAUGAUAAAAGUUAUGUCCUGUGUACUUAUAUUCUUUCCUUAUAUAUUUGGAUUUUGUACUUUUAUCCUCUCUUCUUCUUCAUAAUUCUUUUGGAGUCUACUUUGUAGAUUUUUUCCAGUUCCUCCCACCCCCAUUUUUUGCAUGGAUAUUCCCCCUCUUAAUAUGAUUCCCCUCUCCCUCACCACGCUAUUGCAUGUGUCCAAUCUACCUUAGUAUUGAUCUUCUAACUUGGUACGAAUAACUUUACAUGGCUACUCAUCUGAAGUAUACCUUUCACCUAUUGGUAUGGAUCUCCUCUUAUUUCAUUUGACAAAACAUGUGACAUGACCAUAUAUAUGCAGGUCAUGACUAAAUAUGGGCAUACAACAGUUUUUGUUUUUUUUUUUCAAAUAAAAUGUGAUAAUCUGGACCGGGCUUCAAAAUGGCAUCCUAUUAAUGAAUCUUUUCUCACUUAAAUGCCUUUAUCAUUAUUUAAUUACUUUUAAAUAUAUUAGAAUUUCUAAUGAUUAUCUCUAACAGACUUGCCAUGAUAUAUAAUAUGAUUGUUUUCCAACUAAUCCAUGUACAUUAUUAAUGUAAUUGAUGUACAUAUUCAUUAAAUGUGAGAGAAAGUUUGUGCAGGAAUUUUUGAAAAUUUGCCUGCCAAUAUAUUAAUUCCUGUUUAUAUUAUAUAUGAUAUGUGAUGACAUAUAGAAUGCCAGGGGUCACAUGCCAUACAAUGUUUAAAAUAGCAUUUGAGUUUAUAGUCGGUUUUAAAGGAUUUACCUGAAAUAUAUUCUGUUCGUUGAGUCCGCUAAAGGUUGAAUGUCUAAUUUUAAAAUGUUAUAUUUUAAUAUUGGUUUUAAAUACCAUUCUGAUAUUGAUUUAAAUCAUUUCUGUAAAGGUAAGAAGAAUCUGGUUCAAUUUAAAAAAAAAUGUCUUUUACCAAUAACUCUUAUUAUUAAAUAUUUAUUCUGGUGUAAUUCAAAGUGGCUGUAUAUUGGUAGGUCAAACGUUUACUCUCUAAUUCCAUGGUCCGCAAUUGAAAUAAUCCAGUACAAAAAAUAUUCAUACAACUAAUACCUGAUUCACAUGAGACAAAGUGUUACAUAGAACACAUUCUAAGAAAAAAAAUUGGCACAUGUCCUCUGCUAAUCACAUCGAUGUGAAUAUGCGUUAAUGUAAAAUUAGCUUGUGUCCCACUUGUUAAUUAAACUUUGUUUAUAGAUAUUAUAGUCACAUCUUCUAUGUAGUGUAUGUACUUACUCUUAGAUCUGAAAUUUAAAAAAAGGGAAUUAAAUAGAAAAUGAUAAUAAUAAAGAAAAUGAUAAUAAGGAUAAUGAUAAUAAUAAAGAUAAUGAUAAUAAUAAUAAUGAUAAUAAUAAAGAUAAUGAUAAUAAUGAUAAUUAUAAAGAAAUACAUGAAACUUUAAUUUCAUUAGAUGAUUGCACCUAAUAAUCCUUUGUCCAAUUAUACUGCAUAUUAAGUUUAGUUCCAUUUGAUUUAAAAUUAAGAAGAAAACUUCUCCAUUUUUUAAAAGUACUUAUGACAAUGUUAAUGUAUAUAUUAUAGGUACCAAUAGAAAAGUUCUGAGCUUGCUAGAUAAAUCUAUAACUACCCUGUUGUAGUCUUGUUGUUGAAAUGAAUAUAAAUUGAAUUAUGAUUCAAACCAAAUUAAUGUAUACCUGGUAUGUAAUAUGCAUUUGAUUUAACUAAACCUAUUUUGGUAGCCAAUACAGUACUGUAUAAUUUAAUGAUAAUACUAUCUUUUCCUUGUCUAUCACAUUUCAUUUCACUGAAAGGUUAUAAGGAUAUUGUCGUUAAGUUUAAUAUCUCCCAGUUGUGUUGUAAUUCUUGAAUUUUAUAAUUCUGCAGAUGAAACUGUCCAUGCAAUAAUUUGGACAAUAUUUGACUGCAGAGAAACAAUUGUAUAUUUAAACAUAGACCAUAAAUUUGGUUUAUGUAGUUCUUUGUUUGUCUUUUCCUGCUAUACACUGCAUUUUUGAUUAAAAUUCUGAUUAUUUUUGAUAUGAUGAAAUGCUGUUUCGAAAUGGCUGUUAUUGCUAUUAAUGAAUGUUUAGAUUAUACGCAGGAAAAUUCCGUUUUAUAUUAGAUGACAUUAUAUGGAUGUGAAACUUGAUUAGAAUUCCAGGUGGCCUUUACAUUCCAUAUUCAAUUCUGGGAUAAU